AGAUGAGGGAUGAGACUCAGCAGCUGUCUCACCUGCCUGGGACACAGGUGCCAGCUACACGGGAAGGAAAAGAUGAAGGAAAUGAAGUUGAAAGCAGCAGUUGCCAAGUUAGUAGCAGAGCUGUGCACAGCGGCCCCGGCGUGCAGGGCUCGGCCUCCGCCAUGUCGGGCUCGUUCGAGCUCUCGGUGCAGGAUCUCAACGACCUGCUUUCGGACGGCAGCGGAUGCUACAGCCUCCCGAGCCAGCCCUGCAACGAGGUCGCCCCCAGGAUCUACGUGGGCAACGCGUCUGUGGCUCAAGACAUCCCCAAGCUGCAGAAAAUAGGCAUCACUCACGUCCUGAAUGCUGCUGAAGGCAGGUCCUUCAUGCAUGUCAACACCAAUGCCAGCUUCUACAAGGACUCUGGCAUCACCUACCUGGGCAUCAAGGCCAACGACACACAGGACUUCAAUCUUGGUGCCUACUUUGAAAAGGCUGCAGAUUUCAUCGACCAGGCCUUGGCACAUAAGAAUGGUCGGGUGCUUGUCCACUGCCGUGAAGGAUACAGCCGCUCCCCAACUCUCGUUAUCGCGUACCUCAUGCUGCGCCAGAAGAUGGAUGUCAAGUCAGCCCUGAGCCUUGUGAGACAGAACCGUGAGAUUGGCCCCAACGAUGGUUUCCUGACCCAGCUCUGCCAACUCAAUGACAGACUUGUCAAGGAGGGGAAAUUGAAACUCUAGGGAACUCCUUACCCCAUUGCAUCUUCUUUAGAGCUCACAUGGGGAGAGGCCCUGGUUGAGGAUUCCCAAACCGCCAUAUUUAGGAAACACUGCACUCUGCUCCCAGCAUCACCAUCACCAGAUACUUGCCAAAAGUCUGUCCCCACACAGCCCUGGGACACUCCCCCCCCCCCCCCCCCCCCCCCCCCCCCGGGGAGCAUAUAAAGAAGCUUUCUAAGGACAUCAUCCUUUGCUCCUUGGUGUAUCCUUUGCCUGUAGCCUGUGAUGGCCUCUCCCUGAGGCGGGGGCGGUACAGGGGAGGAAGACCUAUAAUAUGCAUGCCUGUUCAGUGGCCUGGGGCAGAAGGACUGUGGAAGUGUAAGGCCCAAGAUGCCUACAGGGACUCCUGAUCUCCUGCCACUCCUUAGUCCACCUUUCACCUCUGGGUCCUCUCCUAAGAGGGGAGCACAGCACCUGAGCCCUGUCAAGGAACUAUGCAAACACAGCCCUUCUCUACCCACCAUGUCUGUCCCUCCUCUGAGCUGUCCACACCCAGCUCUUAGGCAGAAGCUCAUCAUAAGUUCUGAAGCUGGUGUGGGGAUAUCAUCAGCUGUUUGGUGGAAAUUUUCAUGAUGAAACCUCAUUUUCAUGAUUUCUGUAGGAUUGGGAGUAUCCCAACAAAGGCUCCUAGAGUGGGCAAACAAACAAAUUCUUUUAGAGGACUCUCAAAUCAUGUUUUUAAAUUGUGAACAUUUAGGAGACCUGGGUAUAGAAUCCACUGGACUAUGUCCCUUGGACUGCUCUCAGCCACUUCAUUUGUGAGAAGAGAGGUGCCUUGGGCAUGGCUUUCUUUUCUUUUUUUAGAAAACAGGGUGUUGAAGUCCAGCCUAUUUUAAAAAAACCCACCAUUUGGAGAAUUACAAGGGUUUUGUCCUGAAUGAUAGUGUUGGCGAGCCCAAGCCACUCGUGCUAACUACUUUUUGUCUCGGUUGCUAUUCCAAGAACAGAAGGCGGAAGUUGGCUAAUUACAGUGGGUGUAUGUGUGUUUGGGGCUGUAUCUCAGAAACACAGCCAGAGGACAAGCAGGGAGACAAAUGAUGCCAGGCUUACACCUUGCCCACUUACAGGUAGUCCUUACGGCUCCCUGGUGCCAGAAAAGAUCCUGAGGUUUGGAAGCAAACGUGACUGGACAGGCAGUGACGAAACAUGGCAGGGCACCCACACAAGUCCCUUAUUGGUGGCAAAACAGACCAACUGACUGACAGACAAGAAACCACCAUUUUUAAGACUUUUCCCCAUGAUGCCAGAAUGAAUUAGCACUCAUACUCCCAGGUCAGCACUCAUUUGUUAGAGUCUCAUUUUGUUUUUGAAUACAUUCUGCUUAGAACAUUGCAUGACUGUCAUCUUUGGAUUCCUAUAUUGGCAAAGAGGAGGUUCUCAGCCAUGCUUUCCAGACAUUUAGUACAUAGAUGUCUGAUCAAGGUUUAUAAAUUCCUUUUUUCUUUGUUGAGCACCAAAUAGAUGUCAGGCAUAGUUCUGGCAGGCCUGUUGGGGCUCCCAGAAGCCUAUAUUCAUGGUAGGAUGACUUGCAAGGAUUUGCAAAAGUGUCUUGCCUAAAAUGAAAUAUCAGGGACUCUUUGUGGAAUAUUUGAAAUGCAGGUUUAAAUUUACAGCCAGGCAGUAUUAGCGUGUUGCGGUGGGUAAUGUGCCUUUUUAGAGUUGCCCAGGCACUUCUGCUAGGACAGGAGACAUGGCUGCCCCUCAGGCCUCCCUCACAGGGAUAGCUGUCUCUGGUGGCAGCAGGAAGCAUGCUGAGAAGCCCAAGUGUGGCACAUUCUCUAGCCACAGCAGCCUCAAACAACUGGGCUGCCUGGACAACCCCACCUGCGUGCAGUGGUCAUCCGCUGGACCGUUGUACCUCACAGUUUCCCAGACAUCCCCUUAUCCCUCUUAUAGCUCCCCCCCACCCCCAACUUGAUGCUCACAAUGACCCUAUAAUGUUGGCAGAAUAGAUGAAUAUAUUUUGUUAGCUUGUUUAAAAAAAAGAAAAAAAGGAAAGGAAAUGCAGAUCAACAUAAGUAGGGUUUUUUUAGGGUCAGUUGACUCUUAAGGCAUAGUUGAAGCAAUUUUACACUCCUCAAGAAAUCAGGCCCCCAGGAGGGUCCCAAGCACAUGGCCUGGACUCACUCUGUGUGUACAGAGGUCAAUCAGCUCUGUGGUGCUGGGGCUGGGGUUGGGGGAGGUCUGGAUGAGGAAGUGUCAACAUGAAUUCUACUCUGUUCCUGGAGGAAGAGGUAAAAAGUAGCUCCCCAGUUGGGUUGGACUAUGUGGUUCCUCUUUCAGGAAACGUGUGUGUUUCCGCCUCUGUGUGAGCUUCUGCUUAGCUUCUGGGAGCUGAGGAGCUAGGACUGGGGCUCCUCUCCUGCUCCCCACAGGGUGCUGCAAUUCUUUCUGCCAACAUAGGAGGGUGGUGCAGCCAGCUUAGUAGGAACCCAUUGAGGGCAAUGUGAGGGUAGGAGGAAGAAAAGACCAUAGAGGGAUAUUACUGCCUUUCCUUUGAGGCUACUCUACUAGUAGCUAAGGGGAUUACUGAUUACAGAUUACAGUCCCAGAAACUCCCUGUUUCACAAGAUUCAGCUUAUUCUUUGAGUAAAAUCAAAUUCUAUUGAGAGCCAACAUGUGCCCAGCUGUGAGUGAAGCUGUUCUUGAACAACUUUCUCCCUUGGGAAGUGAUGGAAUAGGAUCUCAGGGUACACCCCUCCCACCUUCCCUCCCUCUCUACACCUCACCUCUUUCUUUGACUAGCAGAGCAGGGUUAGUCAAAAAGACAACACCAGACAGUCCUCUCAAUUCUAAAGCAGCAGCCCUCACAAGCAGUUAGUUCUGUUUUGCUGCCACUGAUUUAUCUGGGCAGCAGCAGUCAUCACUCACCAAAUGAGAGGAAUCAUCUAGAAGAUCCCUCGCCUCCCUUUCGGCUGGUACUAGGUUCACUAGGAAUCCCCACUUGGAAUUUACCACCAGCCAGAAAUGAUAGGAUAAUAAUGCUAUGACCAGCAGGUGGCACUGCGGUUGACAAGGAGUGUUGAUGUUUUUUGGGUCACAAGUUAAUGAUAAGAUGCAAGUUAAUGCUAAGAUGCUAAGGCUUUAAUCAAAAUAAGCACUGGUCUUAUAAUAGGACAAUAAAGACUCUUUAUGUGGAAAGUUUUGGUUUUUUUUGUCAUAAAGUGGUAAAAGGAAUCACUGAAGAGUCAACAAUGAUUUCCACGUCAAGAUCUUGUUCUGAUUGGAUACAGGGUCCAUCUCUAGUUGGCAGAAAAGGUUGGUUGGAAGUCUAUCAGCUUUUUAGGAUCAUUUGAUUGUGAACUUGUGUAUUUUAUAAACAAGAGAAGGUAUUGAAUGACUAAAAAAAAAGUUUAAUGUCUGCUGUCUCACAAGUCAGUGUUAAAGCACUAAAACUGUAACCAAAAUAAAGGUCUUACAAGACAAAGAAAUUGUC
Molecule: messenger RNA, 4194 nt
Organism: Erinaceus europaeus (western European hedgehog)
Lineage: Eukaryota; Metazoa; Chordata; Mammalia; Eulipotyphla; Erinaceidae
Gene: DUSP3
Product: dual specificity phosphatase 3
Exons: 5
Coding region: 3-719 (238 amino acids)
Biological process (GO): protein dephosphorylation; negative regulation of MAPK cascade
Cellular component (GO): cytoplasm
Molecular function (GO): MAP kinase phosphatase activity; protein tyrosine/serine/threonine phosphatase activity
Source: RefSeq, a predicted model, not a curated record